This is a messenger RNA of Trypanosoma theileri, 1797 nucleotides long. Its product is annotated as putative TPR-repeat protein. The transcript has a single exon. Gene Ontology annotation, molecular function: protein binding. The coding region runs from base 1 to 1797 and encodes 598 amino acids. NCBI's taxonomy places the organism in Eukaryota, Euglenozoa, Kinetoplastea, Trypanosomatida, Trypanosomatidae. The record is from RefSeq and is a predicted model, not a curated record.
AUGUUGAAUUACCCAGCAAAGGUAUUAUUAGCAAACGAUGACCGUGCAGUACGCUUUCUUGAUGCAUCAAUUUGUAACAUUUGGGCUGCAGCUGUGGAUGAAUGGCGUUGUCAAAAACUGGCAGGCAAUGCGUUUCAGAAGCAAUCACUUAAUCCUUCGCGUAGUGACACUGUGUCUAGCGUUAAAGUAAAACUUCUCACCGAUGAUGAGUUUUUUUCCCUUACACAACAAUUAGAAGACAUUAACGCUGUUAUAGCUGCUUCUUCCCCAGCUCAGUGUAGAUGUUCCAACUUUGGUGAUACUUCUUCUUUUCCAAAUGAAACGCAAGAUCUCUUUGCAAUUGAUCCGGCCAUGUAUUCUGCGCCUCUGGACGAUGCACGACGACGGAAAUGUCAAGUAGCAACCGAGGCUUAUCAGAAGGGAAAUUUUAAUGUCGCUGCUGAAGCUUUUACAGAGGUGAUUAAUUCGUGUCUUCCAAAUAUGUUGAGUGCUGCAUUAAUAGGAAACCGUGCUGCGUGCUACUUACGUAUAGAAAAUUUUAAACUAUCUCUUCGUGAUGCAAUGCGUUGUUGUGAAUUGGACAACCAGUACAUUCUUGGUGUCCGACGGGCGGUGCGAUCUUAUAUUUGCACUGGUAGAUGUUCAGAAGCACGAGAAAUUAUUGAUAAGUACAGAAAAACAAGUAAGUAUACAUUUGAAGAGGAAUUAAAUCAAGUUUCUCUCUAUGAGCUAUAUAUUUCUUUCUUUGAUCGAAAUGAACAUGCAGAAGCUUUAAAAUACUUAAAUGAUUUGCUAAUGCGUGUGCCGUGUGCCACUCUUCAGUCACUGAAGGUACAAUUACUUGCUAUUGAGGAAGGUAACCAAGUAGCUUUACUGUACGCUGAAAGAUGUCUUAAACAAUAUGUUGAUUUUCCAGAACUCUUGUACUGGCGUGCACAACUUUGUUUUCUGGAAAGUGCCACUAGGGAAGAGCUGAAUGCGGUUUUGCCAUUGUUUGACGUAACUGUUCCAGCAGAAUACAUACUUCGAUUUCGACAGGCCACUCACCGAAUAAUGCAAUGUAUAAAUCUCUCUCAAGAUGUGGAUAGCUUGUUCUCUAGCAAGGAUUGGAUGGGUCUCAUUGAUUUGUGCAGCACAGGAAUAAAUAGACCAUUUAUUGGAGAUCGUUUUCGUGCUACACUUUUGGCGAAACGAGCUCAUGCAUUUUACGAGAUCAAACAUCUUUAUGAAUGCAUAGAUGAUAUUGAAUCUGCUCUAAAUAGUAGUACAAGUAAAAGUGAGCGUGCUCAGCUUUAUCUUAUUAAAGCAAUGUCUGAAGAAAAACUUUCUCGUUGGUCUGAUGCAGUUCGAAGUGCUGAGCUCUCACUAAAGGAGCAGCACACAGUAGAAGCUGCUGUGGUUUGGCGACGGCUAUGUGAUCGACAGAGGGAAUUUCAACGACGAAAACGACAACAAGAAGAACAACAACAUAAGGCACAUGAAGAAGGUUUUAAGACACAUGACAGGAAUAAAUCAGGAUUUGACGGAUCUCAGACUGAUAAAGGCCAUGAGGAUGGACGAAAAGGUGAAAAAGAGAAGAACUCUUCUUCUCGGGUUGUAGCGGAGUUGUAUGCACAUCUCUCUCUCCCUGUUGGCGCUGGUGCAGAACGUGUGACAAAGAGCUACCGUGCUCUGGCAAUGCGGUGGCAUCCAGACAAGUGGUGUGGAGCUUCAGAACAACAACGAAAAGAGGCAGAGGAAAAGUUUAAGAGAGUUAAGGCUGCCUAUGAUGAACUCAUGUCUAUUGUUUUCCACUAG